Molecule: messenger RNA, 3113 nt
Organism: Carcharodon carcharias (great white shark)
Lineage: Eukaryota; Metazoa; Chordata; Chondrichthyes; Lamniformes; Lamnidae
Gene: snx4
Product: sorting nexin 4
Exons: 14
Coding region: 28-1377 (449 amino acids)
Biological process (GO): protein transport
Molecular function (GO): phosphatidylinositol binding
Source: RefSeq, a predicted model, not a curated record
CGGCGGCUGCGCAGUGUUGAUCGGUGGAUGAUGGCAGAUCGGGUCGGGCUGGAUGAAGAUGAGGUGUCGGUGGGGAUUAACCCGGGGCCUGAACCCGAGUCCGAGUCCGGGCCUGAACCCGAACCCGAUAUAAGCAACUUAUCGGGCAUCAAAUGCACGAUAAUAGAAGACAAAAGCUGCUUAUUGAAGAAAAUGGAGAUCAGUGUGUCAGAAGCAGAGAAACGAACUGGAAAAAAUGCAGUGAACAUGCAGGAGAUUUAUACAGUAUACCUCAUUGAAACAAGGCCACUUGAUUCCCAAAAUGAAGAAGAGAGUUCUGUGCCAGAUUCCCUCUGGAGAAGAUACAGUGAAUUUGAGUUGUUGAGGAAUUAUUUAGUUGUUACAUAUCCUUGUAUAGUAGUACCGCCUCUUCCGGAAAAAAGAGCAGAAUUUGUUUGGCAUAAAUUAUCUGCUGAUAACAUGGAUCCUGAUUUUGUUGAACGACGAAGGAUUGGUCUUGAAAACUUUCUGUUGCGUGUUGCUUCGCAUUCUACUCUCUCGUGCGACCCAAUUUUCUAUUUAUUUUUAACACAGGAAAAUGGGUGGAAAGAAGCAGCAAAUGAGUCAGGAUUCCAAGCUAAGGCAGAUUCCAGGUUAAAAGCCCUCAAUGCAACAUUCAGAGUCAAGAAUCCAGACAAGAGAUUUAUGGAGCUGAAACAUUAUGGAGAUGAACUGCAGUCCAUCAUAUCACACCUACUGCGAGUCAGAGCAAGAGUGGCAGACCGCUUGUAUGGUGUAUACAAAGUGCAUGGAAAUUAUGGAAGGGUUUUCAGUGAAUGGAGUGCAAUCGAAAAGGAAAUGGGGGAUGGACUGCAGAGUGCUGGUCACCACAUGGAUGUAUAUGCAGCAUCUAUUGAUGACAUUCUAGAAGAGGAGGAGCACUACGCUGAUCAGCUAAAGGAAUAUCUCUUCUUUGCAGAAGCUCUUCGGUCUGUAUGUAGAAAGCAUGAACUGCAGCAGUAUGAUUUGGAGAUGGCUGCUUUGGAUCUAACAUCAAAGAAACAACAAAGGGAGGAGCUAGCUACUGGGACGGUGCGAACGUUUUCCCUAAAAGGUAUGACCAGCAAACUUUUUGGGCAGGAGACACCGGAACAAAGAGAAGCUAAGCUAAAUAUGUUGGAGGACCAAAUUGCUGAUGGAGAGGAGCUCGUGAAGGCCAAAAAUCUUGAGUGCGAAGAUUUCAUAAAGGAUGCCUGGGCAGACAUUGAGCGCUUUAAGGAACAGAAGAACAAUGACUUGAAAGAGGCCCUUAUCAGUUAUGCAGUGAUGCAGAUAAGCAUGUGCAAAAAGGGAAUUCAAGUUUGGACCAAUGCUAAGGAAUGCUUUAGCAAGAUGUAAAAGUUUACAUUCAAUAAACUUGAACCUUACAUAAUAGAAGCACAAGAAAAGCUAGAAUUCAGAAAUUAACUGAGCACAUUGAAUCCUUUUUACAGCGAUUGUAUAUUUGUCUUUUCAAUCCAUUUGCUUGUGAACUGGGCACAAAGAAACUUUUGUGAGAAAAUGUCUUGCUAAUAAAGUUUCAAAAUCAUGUUUCCAGGGAUGUGGGGUUAAGGGGAAAGCAGGCAGAGAAUUUCAUUCUUUUACAGAAACUAAUCUAUGUGCUAUGUAGUUUCUUCCUGCAGAUUUGAAAGCCUUCAGAUCAUUUCCAGAUGUGGUUACAUUGUGCCAGUUUUUUUUUUUGCAAAAUUUUGCCUGGGCUUUCAACAAGGCUAAGUUUCCAUAACUCCUAAUAAAAUGGACGGCUGUUCAUAUGCUUCAGAAAUAUCUAGAUAUAUAAAAUAGUCUUAGCCUGACUCUUCAAAAUAACCUUGUUUCAUUUGUCUUAAUAGAAAAGUCUUUUUUUAAAUUUCUUCCUACUGAACUUCCUGCUUUAAGCAAAUAAUAAGUAGAUAACAAUUCAGCAUGUUUAGUACUUGACUGGAAUAUAGAGGAAAUGCCUUGCCAGCCAGACUUAAUUAAUGAUGGUGCAAAAGGCUGUUAACUACUUGGUGUGACCAAUGUAGCUCAUUGAAUUAAUCUUUUUCAUUGCCAUAAAAUAUGAAUAAUUUCAAUAACUUAGACACAUUGUCAUCUGGGAAAUGUUAUGUAUACAGUUAGCAAUCAUGGUCUGUAAGUGACAAUGAGGGUCUUGUAAUUUUUUUAACUUCAUUUGACAAACUAAUUAGGUUAACUUCAGUAUCAAAGUUAUUUAUAACUUUUAUAUUCUAGCUUUCCAAAAUUUGUAAAUUUCAGAAGUGUAAAUUUUGACAGAUGACUGCCUCCCCUGCUGACCCCCCAACAAGUACUGUGCAUGUUUGAAUAAAUGUGAUUUUAAAAAUACUAACAUUCAGUUAAUGACACUAACAUUUGAAAUUGUCUAUUGAAGCCAUUUUGCCAUUCUUUAAGGACUAAUGGGAUGAAAUUUUUCUCCCCUCAUUUCAGCAAAAAUGUCUAGGGGAAAUUGCCUUUUCUACUCAUGACUUUUCUAUUCUAAGUUUGUCAAUGGGGGAAAGUUCAUUCCCAUUAUAAUUCUGCUUUAUGUAUGGUAAGCAAAGAAUUCCCCUGAAUUUCUAUAUUUGUUCUAACUUAAAUACAAUGUUAAGCUGUGCAGAACAAACAUUUGGGUGAUUUUAACAAAUCUGCUAACCAACACUUAGUUGAGAGUGGAUGGCAAAAGCGAUAAUUUGAACAUUUAUAAACAUUACCUGUUUAAUGAUCAAAAACAUUGCAAUUUUCAAAAGCUGAUGUGACUUAAGUGAUGCCAUUAAUAGGUUUUGUUGCCUUUUGCAAUUUCUCAAUUUUGCCUUUAAAUGCCAAAACAAAAUAAGAAACACUAAAUGAAGGUGCCUUAAAUUUAUUGCCUUGUGCUUAUUUGUAUUUCAAAGCAGUUGCUGCAUGUUUAUUUGCUUUGAUUCCAUCUUGGAUUGCUUAAAACAAUGCCUGAAAAGUGUUCAGAAUUCGCAUGUAGGUAAGUUCAGACAAUGCCUGGGAGUUUGUAGAAGAAUAAAAGGAAUUCCCCUUCCACCCCUGCAGCAAGCCCCAGCCCCCUCCCUCUGUGCCAUGUAUGCUGAAUAAACUUGCUUUUAAAAUGCAAA